CUACCACUACUAAGGGACAGUCCACCACCUCACCAACUACCACUACUAAUGCACAGUCCACCACCUCACCAACUACCACUACUAACUACCACUACUGAGUGUCAGACAUGGUGCACAAGUGACAAUUGGGUACACAAGUGACACUUGUGAGCGUAUUAAUGGCAAAUAAGACCGAAAGUGUAUGUGUAUUUGUGGUUUUGUGUUUAUUAACUUACAUUAACGUGUGCAGUUUCAUGUGUGUUUGUCUUGUCCAUGCAGAUUACCUGCACUUCUUCAACGAGUCCAAGAGCUGGAUCAAUUCCCUGAAGUUCUGUAAAAGUCGUGGCUCCAAGUCUAACCUGGUGCAAAUCACCAACCAGACUGUGCAUGCUGACGUGACCCAGCUCAUUGCCAACGUGGAGCUGCAAUGUGGGGAAGUGUGGAUUGGUCUGGAGCGGUCCAUCUUUGAGUGGAGCGCCCCCUGGCUGUGGACCAGUAGUGAUGUUGAUAAGGUGGUGAAGUACAGUGAGUGGCAUAGUUGCUUCCCCCUCAACCCCAUCAAUUACCAUUGUGGUAAGAUGGUCCGGGUUGGUAACGGAGAACUGAAGUGGCUGGAUGCUUCCUGUCAUCAGGAAUUACCCUUCAUCUGUCAAGAUCUCCACUAGAGGGCUCUACAUGGCAGCCUGGACGUAUAAGAUACAUCAAUGUCCUCUUAUCCUGUAUGUGAUGUUUUAACAGAUCUCCACUAGAGGGCUCUACAUGGCAGCCUGGACAGUCUGCAGACACUCAGGGUCUGGAAAGGGCCUGCAUUUCAAUUCAUUAUAUUAUGAAACCACUAUUACUAUUAUU
This is a messenger RNA of Oncorhynchus kisutch (coho salmon), 828 nucleotides long. Its product is annotated as C-type lectin BfL-2-like. The transcript has 2 exons. Lineage: Eukaryota; Metazoa; Chordata; Actinopteri; Salmoniformes; Salmonidae. The record is from RefSeq and is a predicted model, not a curated record. The coding region runs from base 159 to 644 and encodes 161 amino acids.